AUGAAAUCGAGAGUGAAUCUAGUCGCGAUUCUGUUAACGCUCAGCUACUUGGUACGCACGUUGGAAGGCUUGCGAGACGAGAAACAUGGGAACCAGAAGGAGUACCCGGUUGGGAGGAAGGUAAUCAAGGAGGUUCAUAGCAAGGUUGCAGCUCAGAGCGCGGUUCUUCUGCGUAGACAAGAUAAAAGGAAAGUGGCCAAGACUCGAGUCAAGAAUACUGGCUUGGGUUUGUCCAAAGACUAUCUUCACGAGUCAGACCGUCCUCGGCGAAGGAAGCGGAAGAUGGACCGCACUAUGAUGGCGCUGCUGAUGGCCUACAAGCUGAAGUUCGUCGCUCUGAUUCCAACCAUGGUCGGUGGGUUAAUCCUGUUAAAGGCCACUGCGUUGCUCGCGGGCUUCUUCUUCGCGCUGUUUGCCGCGGUUCUAGGUCUGAAAACGCACUGA
Molecule: messenger RNA, 444 nt
Organism: Eufriesea mexicana
Lineage: Eukaryota; Metazoa; Arthropoda; Insecta; Hymenoptera; Apidae
Exons: 2
Coding region: 1-444 (147 amino acids)
Source: RefSeq, a predicted model, not a curated record